CAUGUACUUAUAUUUAUUGAGAAAUAUAGUCCAAUAUUGGUAUUUAUCCUCUGCCAAAAUGAGUUUGUAGAACACAGUUUAUUUCAAACACCCCUAUCACAAUAGUCUCAACUCGACACUUCCUUGUUUUUCGAAAGUUUUAUUUUGUAGAAGUUGACUAGCAAAAUUUGACAUGAAUCCUGUCGGAAUAUGGAGAUGAUUUGAUUCAUAUUUCUUCAACUUUAACGUUUAGCUUAGGUUGUCCAUGGCUGUAAAUAUACGCUAGCUACAUUGAGAAGUUCGAAGUAGGGGAAGAUGUUAUCCGCGGUCAACGAAGAUUUUAGGGUGAAGUUUCCACUACAUUCAUUGGUCUGGGAAAAUGAUUACAGGAAUUUGGAAAACGAGUCAACAAAGAACGACAUUGAGGCUGUGGAUCCCAGGGGAAGGACACCACUCCACCUGGCUGUGUCGCUGGGACACCUGGAGUCAGUGAGAGUGCUUCUAAGACAUGGCGCAGAAGUUACCAAAGAGAACACCAAGAAUUGGACAGUGCUGCAGGAGGCGGUCAGCACUGGUGACCCAGAGAUGGUUCAGCUUGUGCUCCAGAGGAGAGACUACCUCAAAGCCUCUACAGCCCUGGGAGGAGUACCUGAGCUUCUGAGCAAGAUCCGCGAGUCCACAGAUUUCUACAUGGAAAUGAAAUGGGAGUUCACAAGUUGGAUCCCCCUCGUGUCCCGGGUUUGUCCAAGUGAUGUGUGUCGGAUCUGGAAGAGCGGAGCCAGCCUGCGCGUGGACGCCACCCUGCUGGGCUUCGAGAACAUGACUUGGAUCAGAGGUCGUCGGAGCUACAUCUUCAGAGGAGAUGAUACCUGGACUGAGUUGUUGGAGGUGAACCAUGACGAAGAGGUGGUGGACACGGACCGCUUUGACAUCUCCCGGGAGAUAGAGGAUGUAACACUGGACUCCAUGCAACCUGCCGAACAGGAAGUGGCCAAGCGGCUAACCACGCCCAUCGUCAACACUUUUCUGGACACCAGGCACAUUGCUUUUGAGAGAAAUAAGUCUGGGAUUUGGGGUUGGAGGAGUGACAAAACGGAAGUUGUCAGUGGUUUCGAGGCUAAGGUUUUCACUGUGAACAAUGUAAACGUGGUGAUCCGGACGAGGACAGAGCAUCUCACCGAUGAGGAGAAAGCUAGAAUAAAAAGUGAGAGGAAUGUUCUGGAGUCUCUUCUUGGGACUGUGGAGCAGCAGAUAAGCGCUCAAGGGGACCUCACUCUGGAGUACGCAACACCCACCAACCCCACCGCCAUCACACCAGAGGAGUACUUUGACCCUGAGUUUGACCUUGAAGACAGAGACAUUGGCCGGCCCAUUGAACUCACCAUCCGAACCCAGAAGUUCAAGGGCACAUUGUGGAUGAGCGAGGAACACCCUCUCUCCCUGGUGGAGCAGGUCACCCCUAUCAUCGAUCUCAUGGCCCGGACCAGCAGCCACUUCGCCCGGCUACGGGAUUUUGUCACCCUCAAGUUCCCUCCAGGGUUCCCUGUAAAAAUAGAGAUUCCCCUGUUCCACGUGCUCAACGCUCGCAUUUCAUUUGGUGGUGUCAACAAAUGCAGUACGUGCGAACCCCUGGACACGCCACCCUCGGCUGCCACGCCCACACCCUCAGAGGAGGACGGCGGUGAAGCUGCAGUUCCCCCUCUAUUCCAGGUGUGUCCCUCUGUAUUUGAGGUGCCUGCACACUACCGCCACAGAGGAGCAGGGGGCGGCAGCCGCCACAUGCCCGUAUCCAACCACGACGAGGAGCUACUGCAGUACGCCAUCCACCAGAGUCUGCUGGAGUCCGGUGGUGGAGACCCGGAACAGGAAGUGACCUGGGAAGAUGCCAAUGGGGACCUCACGGACCCUAUGCUCAGUAGCCAGAGUGACAGAAGCAUCACAGAGGGGGCGCUGGUGGACUUGGGAGACACCACAUCGAGUCCGGCCAGCUCAAGCACCUCGACCUCCAGCCCCGACAUGGACCUGCGCAUGGCCAUGGAGCUGUCGGCCCAGGCCCAAGCCAAGGAGGAGAGGAGGAGGAAGGAGGAAGUGGAGGAGCUGGAGAGGAUAUUGCAGCUCUCGCUCACAGAGAAGUAAAAAGAGGAAAAUAUGAGGGUGAAAAAGGGUUAUUAAGACCACGCCUUGAAAUACCUGCAUGAACUAUUUAUAAAUCAAGAAGCGGCCACCAUCACACCCCCUCCCAAUCCAACCCCCACACCCCCCCUCUUCCACUGCAAUCCACCAUGACACCGGCAAAACCUCCAUGUAACAACAUUGUCAUUAACAGAACCAUCUGUAUUUAAUACAUUGAUAACUAUUUUUGUUUAAAAAACAUCAACAAAUAUGUUGCUAUAUUUGUAUUUCUAUAUAACACUUAGGCUCUGUCUCAAAAGUGUACACGCUGUCAAAUCCUUGAUUCCUCCUGUCCUUUUAAGAGUCAUAGCCACUCCUCUCCCGAAGAGGAAUCCAUGUAUUCUUUGAGAUUAUUUUGGGAACUGUUUCAUUUCACUGGAGUGUCAGGGUUGCAACCUGUGAUUUGAAUUAGUUGGGUGUUGCCAAGAGUGGGUUAAACCUGUGGCAGGUAGCACAGGAGGCUGGUGAGGGUAGGACAGAUGACAAUAAUGGCUGGAAUGGAAUCAAAGACAAGGAAACCACGUUUGAUGUGUUUAAUACCGUUCCAUUGAUUCCAUUCCAGCCAUUGCAAUGCGACCGUCCUCCCCAAUUAAGGUGCCACCAGCCGCUUGUGGCUGUUAGCUGCUUUAGUUGUGGCUCUGGAAGGUUGUUCUUUCAGAGCUCUGGGUCAUGUCCAUGAGGCACCAAACAGAAGCAAGCUGACUGAAACAGGUAGGGACUAGCUGCCCUAUUAUGAAUAUGACUCUGGGAAUGGAACUCCAGUGUUCACACAGCCAUUUGACAGAUUGAAUAUCUCAGGGUUCCAUUGUUCUACAGUUCCUUUUCUUUGAAACUAUAGUGAAAGUGCAGUAUAUUAGUUUAUUGUAGACACAUCGAAUGCAGUUUUCUGGUCAUCGAUUAGGAUUUUUUCUACUUUGAACAGGAUGGCAUCAAACAGUAUGACUUGGUGGGGCUGCCGUCCAUUUUUCUUGUUUGCCUGACACUGCAUAACUUGGGUCUUUUUCAAUCAAAACCUGUAAUUCCUGGGAAAAGACAAAAGUAAGAUUCUUCUUGUGCUGCAGGAAUUCAUGUUUUGUAUUUGUGUUGUAAUUGACAGUGUGAAAAUGAACAUGAUAAUUCAAACAUGCACAAGAAGACGGAGGUUCUUGACUUGCACCAGAAACCAGGUGUUAUUAAAUAGGUUGUUAUUUUGGAGGGGGUCCGUCUUGUUGGCCAUCACCAAUGGUCACUGAGCACCGUUAAGCAUCAGCACCACAACUCAACAAAGCAAUAGCAGAAGCCACUGUGCCUACCUGUAGUGGAUGAUAAAGUAGCAUACACAUGGUUCAGAGGCACUCGCAAGCAACCAGGGUCCAAACAUGGAUCAUUGGCGGCUAUCCAUUGGCGGGGACAUUUUUUGUCCCUUAAAUAUAGAAGAAUAUGGCCAUCAGACCUCAAACACAACAGGGUUCUAAGGACUGCUGUUAGGGCUCUUUUUCUCUUGCAACUACAGACCAACCUGUGGACUGAGUGACGUGCGAGAGAUCUGAGAUCAAACAUGGAUGCCAGCUCAGUGUAGCAUCAUUAUUUUGUACUGAAGGGAGCAUUUCCUAGUCUGGGUACCAGUCAAUGCCUUUGGCACAUGACAUAGAGUACAAAGAGUUGAAUGUUAUCUAAACAGAGACUGGCAACCAGGCUAAGCAUUCCCCUCUCACAUGUCCAAUUCUAAAUGGACCCCUAGACCCUACCUAUGCUCUUGUACAGAUCUGAUAAGAUUUGACAGGUGUAUGCGAUAUGGUAAUACGUCUACCUUUUCCUCUGAUGGGCCAUUUUCACUAUAUUGCAGAUCUCCACAAUAGGGCAUAGUAGGGUCUAGGGAUCCAUUUGGGCUUAGGCCACAGACAUGAUUGGUUUUGGGGGGGGGGUCAGUGUUAUAAUGCCACUCAGGCCAGACCUACUAAAGACACCAGAGAACAUUUGAAAGGUCUCAUCUUUAAAGCUGUGAUCAAGGGGCUUCAAAAAUGUUUCCUAUCCAGUGGUGUUGGUGGAUAAAAAAGGAAUUAACCAUUGUAGUUAAUUACAAUGAUAACCAACAGCACUUUGGACAUGUUUCUGAUGCAUCGCUUCGUCUGUUCUGUUUUCUGGGGGCUAGAACUCUAAAUAGCUAAUGAUCAAAUUGCCAAACCGUAGGACAGCCUCUAAUGUACCAGGGUUCGCUUUGAUUAGAUUUCUUGGGAAAAGUCUUUGUCCUGCUUUAUUUGCUAGCAGGUAAGCUUAUUUUUUAACAUGUUAAUAAGAAUUUGUGAAAACAUUUGUAAAUUGUGAUGUUGGUUUAAAAAUGUUUUCUUUCAUCAAUAAAUGCACUUUAUUUAAA
Molecule: messenger RNA, 4504 nt
Organism: Salmo salar (Atlantic salmon)
Lineage: Eukaryota; Metazoa; Chordata; Actinopteri; Salmoniformes; Salmonidae
Product: ankyrin repeat domain-containing protein 13A
Cellular component (GO): cytoplasm
Molecular function (GO): protein binding
Source: RefSeq, a predicted model, not a curated record